Messenger RNA from Caretta caretta (loggerhead turtle), 1784 nucleotides. RefSeq names its product ephrin A3 (gene EFNA3). NCBI's taxonomy places the organism in Eukaryota, Metazoa, Chordata, Testudines, Cheloniidae. Gene Ontology annotation, biological process: axon guidance; ephrin receptor signaling pathway. The record is from RefSeq and is a predicted model, not a curated record. Gene Ontology annotation, cellular component: plasma membrane. Gene Ontology annotation, molecular function: ephrin receptor binding.
GGAGCGCGCAGGGAAGGGGCGGAGCUCGGCGCGGGGCUCGCGAGCUGGCGGCUCGGGCUCGGUUCCGUGCAUUGGGUCGCGCUGGGCUCCGCGGAGCAGGCGGGGGUCGAGCGCCGCUGCAGGGGCAGGAUGGCUGCUCGCCUGGCCGCGCUCCUGUCUCUGCUCCCGCUGCUCCUCCUCAGCCAGGGGCCGGCGGGGACCGUCUGCAACCGGCACGCCGUGUACUGGAAUGGCUCCAACCCGCACCUGCACCGGGAGGGCUACACGGUGCAGGUGAACGUCAACGACUACCUGGACAUCUACUGCCCGCACUACAAUGACUCGGUGCCCGUGCGCAGGACGGAGCAGUACGUGCUCUACAUGGUGAACGCGGAGGGCUACCACGCCUGCAACGCCAGCCGGGGCUUCAAGCGCUGGGAGUGCAACCGCCCCCACGCGCCCCACAGCCCCAUCAAGUUCUCCGAGAAGUUCCAACGCUACAGUGCUUUCUCGCUGGGCUACGAGUUCCACGCCGGCCAGGAGUACUACUACGUCUCAACCCCGACGCACAAUCACCGCCGGGCCUGUCUGAAGAUGAAGGUGUUUGUGUGCUGUGCCUCCACCUCGCACUCCGGGGAGAAGUCGGUGCCCACCCUCCCGCAGUUCACCAUGGGGCCCGAGGUGAAGAUUGAGGACUUGGAUAACUUUAACCCUGAGAACCCCAAGCUGGAGAAGAGCAUCAGCGGCACCAGCCCCAAACGGGAACACCUGCCGCUGGCCGUGGCCGCUGCGUUUUUCCUAAUGUCGCUCUUGGCCUCCUAGCCUGGUGUCGGCCGGCCUGGGGGCCUGGGCGCGGCUCCGCACAGCAGCUGCCCUGGCCCCUGGUGCUGGGACUCUGGCAGCGGCCGUUUGGAAAAGACAGAAGGGGGCAAGUCGGGGGGGAAGCGGGCCCCGCACCGCCUGGGCACGGAACCGUGGGCCCUGCUGCAGCCAGAGAGCCACUAGAGCCCCCCACCGUGGGGGGGUGCAGCAGCAGACACCAGCCUGGGUGCCGGAGGGAUGUAGCCUGGCCUGGGAGCUGCUGCGUGAGGACAAGGAGGGAGCCUGCCCUGCCUCCUGAGCACGGGAUCUGCCCCCGGACUCUAGCGACUGGCUCCUGUGGAGACUCGACUCGGCCCUUCCGGGAGUCGGGCACCCUGCAUGGCACUGUCCUCCAGCACCGAGCCUCCGUGACACAGCCCCCACCGCGUGCACCGUGCCCUGGCUGCCUCCUGCCCCAAUGGCAAAUGCACGGGGCGUCUGUGCCCACAGCCCUGUUGAGCCGUCCCAUCGCCUGGUGGCUCCACGCGGCUGGGCCGGGGGCUCUAUGGUGCCAGCAGGCCCCGGACGUGGUUCAGGAGCGCCCAUGCUACGGGCUCCCUCCAGACGCUGGGCCUGGUCUACGUAGCCAGCCAUGGGCAAUGGACGAGCAGCGCUGGCCCCAGGGCGUGGGCUGUGGGGGUCAGGGCUCCCCAGGCCUGGGGGCUGUACAUACCUAUAUAGAGAUCUAUACAUCCUGUACAGAGAGCGGCUAUCGAGAUAGAUCUGUCUAUAAGGCCCGUAGGCAGCAGCGCGGGCCCUGGACCGGCCUGUACAUAGUCAGAAAGUGUUGGAUUCUCCUUGUCUUCUGUGAAGACCCAACCUAUGCAAACGCACAGACACUUUUUGGGGCACAAAAAAGCAACUCGCCCUUUUUUCAAGUGCUUUGGCUGGUGAUUUUCAUAUUCUGCUCUUAGUCUAUAAAAAAUAAAAGGAUAAAAAACCCA